UGUUGCUAUGUUCCCACUUUCAUGGGUGUGGUGAUUAGCCUGCUUGGUGAAAAUUUUAGUCAAAUCCGACACGAGUCGCGCUCGCUUCUGACCAUUUAAACCGAUUAAAACGGGCUUAAAAUUAGCUCCCUUUGCGAUUCCCUCACAGCUGCGGCCAUGGUUGUCGUGUGAAAACGGAUCGGUGUGACUCGGACUGAAGGACGGACGGAGCCCCAAACCGCCUGUUUUCAGGCGUCAGCUGGUAAAGUGUGCGUGAGUGUGUGUGUGUGUGUGUGUGUGCGUGUGAGUUUGCAUGCGUGUGUGAGCAGGCACGUGUGUUUUCCCAGCGUAGUCGGUGUGCAGAGCGCGGCCCAUCAGCGAAACAAUGAGCGAGCUGGAACAAUUGCGACAGGAAGCUGAGCAACUACGCAAUCAGAUUCGGGAUGCCAGAAAAGCCUGCAGCGACUCCACACUGUCACAGAUCACAGCUGGUCUGGACUCGGUGGGCCGGAUACAGAUGCGGACGCGACGCACUCUCAGGGGCCACCUGGCCAAGAUCUAUGCAAUGCACUGGGGGAGUGACUCCAGGUUACUUGUCAGUGCAUCACAAGAUGGGAAGCUAAUCAUCUGGGACAGCUACACAACAAACAAGAUGCACGCCAUCCCUCUGCGCUCUUCAUGGGUGAUGACGUGCGCCUACGCCCCUUCUGGAAACUACGUGGCCUGCGGAGGUUUGGACAACAUCUGCUCCAUAUACAGCCUGAAGACCCGCGAAGGCAACGUGCGCGUCACCAGAGAGCUACCUGGACACACAGGUUAUUUGUCCUGCUGCCGUUUCUUGGAUGAUAACCAGAUACUCACCAGCUCUGGAGACACCACCUGUGCAUUGUGGGACAUAGAGACAGGCCAGCAAACUACAAGCUUCUCUGGCCACACAGGCGAUGUGAUGAGCUUGUCUUUGAGCCCGGACUACAAGACCUUUGUGUCGGGAGCCUGUGACGCCACUUCCAAGCUGUGGGACAUCCGCGACGGCAUGUGCAGGCAGUCGUUCACCGGCCACGUGUCUGACAUCAACGCCGUCACCUUUUUCCCCAAUGGGAAUGCCUUUGGGACGGGCUCUGACGACGCCACCUGCAGGCUGUUUGAUCUGCGUGCAGACCAGGAGCUGAUGACGUACAGCCACGACAACAUUAUCUGCGGCAUCACCUCCGUGGCGUUCUCCAAGAGCGGCCGCCUGCUCCUGGCCGGCUACGAUGACUUCAACUGCAACGUCUGGGACACGCUGAAGGGCGAGCGUGCAGGUGUGUUAGCGGGCCACGACAACAGAGUGAGCUGCUUAGGAGUGACGGGCGACGGCAUGGCUGUGGCCACCGGCUCCUGGGACAGUUUCCUCCGGAUCUGGAAUUAAACGAGCCUGUCAUACUCAAAAACUACCCCCUCCUCCCUCCACAACCCCACCCGGCAUAUCCCAACUCAUCACUGGGCGGGUGCACACACUGUGUUAGCUGACUCUCCUUAACCCCAGUUAUCAUCUCUGCUGGUGACCUGUGAGAAAGCACCAGCUGCUUCCUACCAGAUGUUUAGUUUUGUUCAGCGAGCCGUUGCUCAGCAGCAGAAAUCAGAGUGUCCAGUAAAAAUGUUAAGAAAAGAAGAUUUGGUCCUCACACGAAUAAUUUUCCAAAGGUAUGUGUUACCAUGACUAACAACAAGAUUAGCAUCGGUGUCUAACAUGUACAUUUAUAUAUAAAGACAGUAUAUACAUAUAUAUGUAUAGCAUUGUGUGUGUAUAUAUGCAUCAUAUAUGCAUAUAUAAUGUGUAUGUAUAUAUUUUUGUAGAUUAUUUCCAGCCCUUGAGUUUAGUUUUUUUUAUAAAUAUCAUUUUUGAUAUGGUAUUUUAUUUUGAAUGGACAUACUCAUGUAAUGCAACAAGAUGCCAAAUCGUGUGGGAGUUUAAACGGAUACAAAGCAGCGUAACGUUUCCAAAUUUUCCCGUUGAUUUAGCGACGCCGAUUCAUCGUGCACAGGAUCUGACACCUAAACCAAAAACUCACCUUAUUCACCUGUAUCUCUGUGUUAUGGUUACAGGUGGUGACAUCAUUCAUGCACCCUGUACCUGUAAAUGUUGCAUUCAUGUCAAUGAUGGCUGUGAUCGCUCUCUUUUUAAAAAAGAACAAAAACCAACAAAAAAAGCCUGAAUCCCAGCGUUCCCACCAGUCUUUUAUUUUGGAAGGAAAUGAUUGGAGUGCUGUGGUUGUGAUUUAAGUCUGGAUCCAGCCCCAAAGUAGAAACUGGUGAAUUGUAGACUCAGAUAGAAACUUUAUUUUAUCCGAGGCCCUGCUUGAGUGGACUGUGGAUGCUCAGGGGGCCGCUUCGGUCGCAAUGAUAGGAUUGAAGGAGGUCGUUGCAUCCCUGUUUCGUACGGCCUGCACAAUCUGAGAUCACGCGCCGCCCUUCGAAUGACGCUGGUGUAGAAAACGGCGCUGCAAGUGGACACCUUAUCCCCGAGCGGCCCUUUAAAGGAGGAGCUUCAUGUCAGGACCGCCAAGGACAUUAGUGACUCCGUCAGAAGGAGGGACGACGGCCACAGCUCACCGUGACGGUUUUUUUUCAAUGAAGGAUGGGUUGUUUGUGUCAUUAACAAGGUGUGUGACCAUGACAGCCAAAGUCACAGCAGUGCCACCACAGGCCUGUAAAAGAAGAAGAAACUACACAUUUUUAAGGGUUUAACACUUUCACUGUUUUCAACAGAAACAUUAUGAACUGUUAAAUAUGGCAAGUGAAAUGUACACUUAGUAGAGAGCUAGAACAGCACUCAUGAACUGUAGUACAAAUGUUAAACCGUCGAGCACACGUGACUUAUUUACACAUAGACGUGGUAAUUCUGAUUUAAGUAUUUUCUUAUCGUGCAUCUUCCAUUAUUCUCAGCUCCUUAAAAGGCUUUAAACACUCACACAUGUGACGUGUGUGAGUUGGACCUAUCCAUCAGCUGUCUCAGGUGCCUAUUUAUAGAUGUAAACAUUGAGCCACACGGGCGGGAUAACGAGGGUUGGUGCACCUGUGGAUGUGGAACUAUCGUGUCUCCAUUCUGCCUUACGAUAUCAUUCAUAAUCGGAGGUUAAACGAGCUUCAGCUACCGUAAUGUUUUUCUCUCACGCUUCCUGUUUAGCCGCUGAUCAAUAAGAACGUUUUCCCGUAGAACACUACAAAAAGAAGGCAUGCCUGCAGAAAACCCACCGCAACACCACAGACGGCUUAGAGUGCUCGGCAGCACCUUUUAUACAACUCUGCUUUCUAAUAUUACUGCAGAUCCGUUUGUAGUAUGUGUGAGAUGCCUGUUUGCCCCCGUGUCUACUGACCCGUCUGCUGCUUCGUCACAGCUUUGCAUCAUGAAAGUCCUUUUUCAGCAAAUGUUAAAAAGCAGUUAUUUGAACCUGAGAAUAUCUGUGUGAGGUGUGUGUGGGGUGUAAUCUGAUGAUGUUUGUGGAUAACGUAUAGAUCCAAGUGUUAGACUGGUGCCAAAGUUACCCACAGACCUUGAGCUGUGAACUGAAAACUACACGUUAGCUCACUGUACUCCAGUGGCAGCCUCCUCCUCCUCCUCCUCCUCCUCUUCCUCCAUCAAAUCAAAAGUCACCUCAGCGUCUGAUUUUCAAUCCAGUCUGGUGUUUGAUGAUCAAACAGGGCGGCUGCUUACAUGUGACGGUGAUGAUGAGGAGAGGACGAUGAGUUUUCCCAGAGUGCUGACAGAGCUCAUUUUUCUAUUCAGCUCGGUGGACAUAAGGUGUUCACAGGUCCUCAGCUUGAAUUUAAAGAAGCAGUAUGAACUUUUGGGAAAUGUGCUUUCUUGCAGUCGUAUCAGAAUAUUAAAUUUCAUUAAAAUGUCACUGGAUGGGGGCACGGUAAAUACAAACUGUAAUAUUCAGACCGUCACAGAAACCAGACAACAUAAUACAUGAAUGGGUUUGUUUUUCCAAUUUAUUGCUUUAAAAUGUAUUGAGACAUUUCUUUCACUGGGAAAAAUUCACAGUAACGAUGUGGAAGUCUCAAACUCACAAAACCACACAUAUCAGACGUGAUACAUCAGGGUUAAACAGCCAGGAACAUCCAAAGUCUCCAUCCUGGUGUUUGUGAUAGAGUGACCUUCAAACCACACGAUCGUGGGUUAAUUACUUGACACUCGUGUGUCAUUAGCAUAACGUGACCAAAAUGUACAAAUUAGACUUUAUUAAUCUAGUGUGACUCUAACUGAGCAGCUGAGUCUGUAACUGGUAGAGGUCCACCUCUGUAGGCACUGUCUGUGAUGCCUGACAGUAACGAGAUGCUGCGUGUUCAUAACGGCCUUUGUCACAAUUAAAGUGCUUCUCUUAAUGAGGAAAAACACUUUUCUCAACAUUUUUCCUGUAAAAACAGAAACAACUUCAAGAUUAAAUGGACUCGUAUUCAUACUACCUGAGCUGCAUUCAGCCAUAGCGCUUUAUUCUGAGAUCCACACCAUGAAGAAUAAGAAUGAAAGGCAGGGUUUCCCAGAGAGGCAAACGAUGACUGAACAGAAAUAUGAAGCCUCUAAAUAUUGUUGUGAGAUUUUGCCUUUCAGCGCUUUUAAAGAAUAAAUAGGAUCCAUCUCGGUCAUCUAAGCGUGCGAGUCCCCGUGCCAGGAAGUGAGUAAACACCUUUCCCACAAUGUUGAACUGUUCCUUUAGUUUUUUCACUUUCAUUUGCCAACAUUAGCUGUGGAAAAAAAAACACCUUAGCCCUUAACAGCUUAAAAGGAAGUGUGUGUCUGUGUGUGUGGGGGUGUUGUCUGCAUUACUGACAGUGACUUUUAGCAGACAACCAUCGUGUCGCUCUGUAAUUCAGCACUAUUAGCAGCUGGAACCCGGGAACAGUAAUCCUUUUAUGUGCCUGUGCCGUUCGCUCAUGCAAGUAGAGCAGGAAACUCUUCAGUCAAAAACAAAACAAAUACAGGUGCUUGACUUCAUCUAACUGUUGUAUUUACCUGAAGUCUUUUCCAGUUCAUCCCCGCAGCCCUACGUGAUGUCCUUAUUUGAUACUUUUAGAGUCCAAAAGUACCAAAAACCCCAGUGUGUUCAUUAUUGAAGUAGACUUGACUGCACGCUGUUGUUUUUCAGCAGCUUUGGCGCAUGCAGUGCAGAUGUUGAACCUCAGAGCAGGCUUGCAAACGUCAUUGCUGCACGCAUUCGCAGUAUUUUUGGCAAAGGCCGUGCAAGUUCAUUAGAAAAUGAAAAAGUUGUUUCUGAAAGUCGCUCAUCAGAGGAAAAAAGUAUUCCCCAUUAGCAUUACAGGACCGCCACCGCAUGGUCACAAGAAAAUGCACUGCCCUUCAAAUCUACUUUGACUUACUGUUCUGAAACUUCCUUCGUUUGAUUUUUAUUUAUUAUGUUUUAAGCCAGUAAAGACCAGGGACUUGGUGCCAUGAUAAUUCUCUUACAGUGCUAUUGUGUGAAAUUAUAAUCACUUGUUAUGGAAUAAUUUUUAUAGUCUUUUUUUCACACCAGACCUUUUUUUUUGUACUUGUACAGUGGCGUGGUGAUACUGAUACGUUGCCAUGAAUUAUUGUAACCAAUAAAAAGCUUUUAACCAAGAAAA
Molecule: messenger RNA, 5586 nt
Organism: Neolamprologus brichardi
Lineage: Eukaryota; Metazoa; Chordata; Actinopteri; Cichliformes; Cichlidae
Product: guanine nucleotide-binding protein subunit beta-4
Biological process (GO): signal transduction
Molecular function (GO): protein binding
Source: RefSeq, a predicted model, not a curated record